Molecule: messenger RNA, 1820 nt
Organism: Maylandia zebra (zebra mbuna)
Lineage: Eukaryota; Metazoa; Chordata; Actinopteri; Cichliformes; Cichlidae
Source: RefSeq, a predicted model, not a curated record
AUGAGCCUGCCACAAAUGGAGAGGUACUGGAUACAGAUGUAUCCAAACAGGACAGAACACCUUGUGUAUGUGAUGGUGGAUGAACUUGGUCAUCAGUCUGUGGAGGUGACCCUUGAGGUUUUAACAGACAUGAACAGACCUGAUCUGAUGCUGAGGCUGUCAGAGAGCAGCUCAGGACGAAAAACUGAAAGAAGUUCAGAGCUUGAAGGUUGUCAGAGCCUGACGCAGGACUGCAGUGAUUGGACUAAACUUGAACCUGAGGUGAACAGUACAGAUGCAGACGAGGCUCCAACUUACAGCCUUCAGUCUGCAGCAGGACACUUUGAAUGCAGAGUGUCGGGCUUGCGCUGGGUCUGUAAGGGAAAGACCAGCUUUCAGUACCAGUUUAGAUCUUGGGAGGGACACAUGGAGAGGAUGGAGAGCAGACAAUACAUGCCUGCAGGUCCUCUGAUGGACGUCACAGUCACUGCUGGGAAGUUAAAUGAAGUUCACCUGCCACACUGGAUCUGCAUCGAUGACAUCCCUGACAUAUUGGACACGUUUGCAGUCCUUCACAUAGAUGACUGUGGAGAUGUUGUGGAAACAGUGUCUGAGGUCACACCAACACAUGUCAAGUUAACUGAGCCAAAUUUCUCGAUGAUAGCGGCUCUGAUACGUUUCAUAUUUCCUCCAAAAAUCAGCUGUUACAUGUUGAUGUACUAUAAACCCAACACAUCGUUCCUCAAACUCCACGUCUACCUGAUACGACAGGAUCCUGCUCUGGAACAGGAAAUUGCUGAGAAAUAUCGUGAGAAAAAUGAUGAGACAAAAUCCCAUUUGAACUUUAAAAAAAUCAUAAAGCAUCCCCCAGACCAGUACCUGCAAACCGAGCGUCUUUUCAGCCUCAAAGCCGACAACACAAGUGCAAAAAUUCAGCCGAAGGAGUUAACCCUCAGAUACAACAGGCAAAACUUCUAUGAGGUGUACGUUAAGAAUCCAGGCAGUGAACUCAUACUUACACUGGUGCACACUCACCCAGCUGAUGGUGAACCAGCUGAUGAGCCACUAUGGAAAUGUGAAAUUCAAGCAGAUGACCAUCCAGAGUCUGGUCAAGCCGAAGCUGCAGGAUCCUCAGUGGGAGCAGCUGCUGUCAGCUCUCAGUCGGCUGCUGCAGGAUCCUCAAGGGGAGCAGCUGGUGUCGGCACGUUGGCAGCUGAGAAACACUCGGUGGAUAAACAUCCUCCUGCACGGGGAAGGAAAGCAUUGUUCAAAUCCAACAGAAAGAGGUACGAUGAGGAUCCAGAAGAAGAAGAAGAGCAUAAAAAGCUAAAGUUACAGUGGGACAGUGAUGCUGCAGCACAGAUGCCAAAGGCAUUAACAGUCCACUCAGACAGAGAGAAGCUUUUGGAAAUGUUGGAAGAUCUGAAAAAGGAGGAGCUUGAAAAGUUCAAGUGGUUCCUGCGGGACCGUGAUGUUUUGGUGGAGCUCCAACCCAUCUCAGAGAGCAAACUGGAGAAGGCCAGCACCUGUGACCUGGUGGACCUGGUGGUGCAGACCUACACAGAAAAGUCUGGGGAGGUGACCAAGAAGGUUUUUAGGAAAAUUAACAGAAAUGAUCUGGUGCAGAAGUUAUCAGACAGCAGCUCAUGAUGCAAAGUCUGGUUUGGAGUGAAGCCUGAAUGAGAAAAGUUUCCAAGGUUAGAAGUUACUGAGGAACAUCAUGACCUGCAUCUGUUACUGCCAUGUUUCUCACAUUUUAAGAAGUUUUGACGACUGCUUUGAAGAUAAACUGGAGAAUUUUAUACUUUUUAAUCUUUAAUAUCCUGCUUUAAUCAUUGUUU